Messenger RNA from Batrachochytrium dendrobatidis JAM81, 657 nucleotides. RefSeq lists its product as uncharacterized. The transcript has 5 exons. The record is from RefSeq and is a predicted model, not a curated record. Bases 1 to 657 code for a protein of 218 amino acids. Gene Ontology annotation, biological process: termination of RNA polymerase II transcription; regulation of transcription by RNA polymerase II. Gene Ontology annotation, cellular component: core mediator complex; mediator complex. Gene Ontology annotation, molecular function: transcription coregulator activity. Lineage: Eukaryota; Fungi; Chytridiomycota; Chytridiomycetes; Rhizophydiales.
AUGACAACUAAACUGGGAACGACCAACCCAGCCAUUCUAUCUAGUGGAAAAACAUAUCAAUGUUCACUCUAUGGAGAGUUGCCUCACACGGGGCUGGGAAAACUACUGGAGCGUUUAGUUGGUCUUUGUGGAGAAACCAAACAUCUUGGUCUCGCUCGAUUCUGUGAACAUCAAAUAGCAUUUGUACCAGCAGUUCAAACACCAUUUGGACCACCAAGAAACGACGAUAUUCUUUUGCGGCUUCAUUCCAACGUAUUAGAUGCCGAAUCCAACUUUAUUCAUUUCCUUGAUCGUGAAUGGACGUUGUUACAUCUAUCGCCAGCCGAACCACCCAAAGCGGGUCAAAAACUAGCCAACCAUCGUGCCAUUCACCAUACACGUAUCACGGGAGAUGUAAUCAAGUACAUUGAAAUGCUAGGAUACAAAUUUGAAUUUGAAGUGGUUAGACGAGGAUUUACAUUUCAGUUUGGACAAGUCCGGAUUGAUAUUUUUAGAUUGUACCAGAUUCAGGACCAAUUUCGAGUGAGUUCUGCGAUACCAGUUGUGUCAAAUUCCACUACUUGGAUAGUUCAAGUCACAUCGCCCAUUCUGGGUCAGGAACACGUAGUCCACAUGAGCGACAAUUUGUUUCAGUUUGCAGCACAUUUGUCAGGGUAA